AUGAGUCGUUUUUCCACUCAAACUGCAUAUAGUGUGAACCAUCGGGUCGUAAUCAAUGUCUUAAUUUUUACUGAGUUACUUAUAUCGGAGUGAACUUCCCGUAUCGUUUAGGUAUUUUUUGUAAUACGCAUCAGUGACUCAUACGUGAGUAGUAAGAAUCAUAACAAACAAAACGAUCUUAAUAACAGCGUCAUACCUGUAAACACAGCUUUCUUUUGUUCAUCAUGGCAGAGCGUGAGCCUAUAAGUGGCUCGAGCCGAGACUAUGGUGCGAUAGCCGCGCCUCCCACGGUCGGCUUUGCGGACUUCAGCCCCACAGAGCUGUACAAUCUCAGCGAAGGCAUUGCUGACAAUGUCAACAGCAUCAACACUGGCCUGCGCUCUCUGGAGAAGAUGAUGAAACAAAUUGGAGGGCCUAAUGAUAAUCUACAACUUAGGGAUAAAAUUCAUGACACUCAACAGACAGUGAACGGGUCAGUGUCGGCAACGGCGCGCGACAUCCAGCGGCUCGGCGUGGUGGCGCGACGCGGGGACAAGCCGCAGAAGCUACAGGUGGAGAGGCUCACACAGGCGUUCAAGGAUGCGCUUGCCAAGUACUCUUCAGUACAAAAGCAAGUAUCAGAGAAGAUGGCGGCCCACAUGCCGAAGCAAGCUCGCAACCGCAACGACCCGUCUUUGCUGGAGCGACAAGCCAUCGCCGACGACGAAGAGUCUGCGUUGCUGGAUAACCAGCAAGCACAGGCGCGUCUCGUUCAGUUCGAGACGAACAUGCUGUUAGAGAGAGAGCAGUAUAUACACAAGAUAGAAGCCGAUGUGCUAGACGUAAAUCAGAUCAUGCAAGACCUAGCUAGUCUAGUCCACCAGCAGGGCCAAACUGUAGACACGCUCGAAGGUCACAUAGAGGAGGCCAGCGCCAACGUGGAAGCCGGCGUCGACGAGCUGGCCAAAGCCGAGCAGCACCAGCGCAGCUACAGGAAAAAGAUGCUCAUCAUCAUCAUCAUCGGCAGCAUCGUGGCCAUCAUAUUCAUCGUUUGGAUCAUCAAGGCCUUUAGAUAAACAGCGUAUUGUCUAUGAUUUUAGUCACUGAAGGCUUG
Molecule: messenger RNA, 1093 nt
Organism: Cydia amplana
Lineage: Eukaryota; Metazoa; Arthropoda; Insecta; Lepidoptera; Tortricidae
Gene: Syx13
Product: syntaxin-12
Exons: 6
Coding region: 225-1055 (276 amino acids)
Biological process (GO): vesicle-mediated transport; vesicle fusion; intracellular protein transport
Cellular component (GO): synaptic vesicle; SNARE complex; endomembrane system
Molecular function (GO): SNAP receptor activity; SNARE binding
Source: RefSeq, a predicted model, not a curated record